AUGCGCACAUCUUUCUUGACUUGGUCGUUACUUUCGCUCUUCGCACUCCCGACUUUUGCCGCUCCCUCUGAUCAGAUUGUCGCGAACCCACGGCUCGUGAAAAGGACUGACCCGAGCGACUCGUCGACGUCCACCGUUUUCAAUGGAAUCGAGGUUCCGCCUAUGAAGGAGCUGACCCCCGAUAACUUUGAGGAAACAGUUAAGGAUGGCUAUUGGUUUAUCAAGCAGUACUCUCCGGCAUGCCCUCACUGUAAAGCGGUUGCGCCCACGUGGCAGACUUUAUACGAGUUCUACUACACCUCGAAUCCGCUCUCCGCAGCCUCCACGAAACAAUCCGAAACACGAUCUUUGAACUCGUUUGAGGGCUUUUACAACUUUCACUUUGCUGCAAUGAACUGUCUGGCGUAUGGCGAUCUGUGCAAGAAACUCGAGGUCGGUUACUUCCCGACUUUUUCAUUCUACCAUGACGGAAAGCAAGUCGAACAAUAUGAAGGAAAGAAAUCCAUGGAAGCUUUUAGCGAAUACAUUGAGGAGAAGCUGGAAGCUAUCCAACCCGGGUCACGUCCUGCAAAAGGUCUCAAACUACCAGCACCAGGUGAUAAGGGAGUUGAUACGAAGGCAGAGCCCGAAGCCGCUGCUUCUAAAGACAAGGACCCUGAGGCGGGUGUCAAGGCCGGUGAAAAGCACAAUGAGAAGGCUGCUCAGCAGGCUGCUCAGGAAGCUGCCGAAAACCCGGCCUCCGAACGAGACUCUACCCCGAAGCAGAAACCGAAGGCAAAGGCGCCGGUGAACCCUCAGGGAAUAUCCCUUCCUCUCACCGCGGAGAGCUUUCAGAAACUUGUCACUCCAUCCGACGAACCUUGGUUCAUCAAAUUCUACGCGCCCUGGUGUCACCACUGCCAGGCAUUAGCCCCUAACUGGGCGCAAAUGUCCAAGGAAAUGCAACACACCCUCAAUAUUGGCGAAGUGAACUGUGAAGUUGAACGCAGGCUCUGUAAAGAUGCCCACGUUACCGCGUUUCCCACCAUGUACUUCUUCCGCGGUACCGAAAAAGUGGAAUACGACGGUCUUCGGGGCCUUGGCGAUCUGGUUAGCUACGCCAAAAAGGCUGUUGCCAUCCGGAAUGGUAUCCAGGAUGUUGAUGCCGAGUCUUUCAAGGCCUUGGAAGAGACAGAAGAGGUGAUCUUUUUGUACUUCUAUGACCAUGCAACCGUUUCCGAGGAUUUUGAGGCUCUGGAACGGCUUACCCUUCCCCUGAUCGGACAUGCGAAAUUGGUUAAAACAGACAGCGCUGCACUUGCCGAAAGGUUUGGGAUCUCUACCUGGCCUCGCCUUCUUGUCUCGCGAAGUGGACGUGCGAACUACUACAAUCCCAUCGCUCCGAAGGAUAUGAGGGAUAUCCGACAAAUUCUCAACUGGAUGCAGACCGUUUGGCUUCCCAUUGUCCCCGAGCUCACGGCAUCCAAUGCCCGCGAGCUUAUGGCCGGCAAGUUUGUCGUGCUUGGUAUCCUGAGUCGCAGCCGUGCCAAUGAGUUUGUGGAAUCGAAGCGCGAGCUUAAGAACGCUGCUCUCGAGUGGAUGGAUAAGCAAGUGCAACUGUUCAAGUUGGAACGGCAAGAGCUCCGAGACGCUAAACAGCUUCGAAUCGAGGAGGCAGAGGAUCGCAAUGACCAGCGUGCUUUGCGCGCAGCAAAGAAUAUGCACGUCUCCAUUCGUGAGGACGACAAGAAGCAAGUGAGAUUCGCCUGGGUUGAUGGUGACUUUUGGGAGCGCUGGCUGAGGACUACUUACGGCAUCGAUGUGGGCAAGGGUGAGCGUGUUAUUAUCAACGACCAGGACAACCGGCGUUACUGGGAUACCGCUUCCAGUGGCGCUUCCAUCAUGGCUUCCCGAACCUCCAUUCUCGAAACCAUCCCUCUCGUCAUCGCCAACCCUCCCAAGAUAACACCCAAGUCUACAAUCGGUACCUUUGAGUCUAUCUUCUUUGUGUCUCACGCUUUCAUCACCGGUCACCCGAUUCUUUUCGUCAUCCUCCUUAUAAUCUCGAUUGCCGCUGUGACAUAUGUUGCCCGGGGGAGAGCGCUCAAGCGCGGAGUCCGUGGCGGAAUCCUCGGCAUUGCUGGCAAUGCUGGCGGCUUCCUCCAGCUCGACGGCAAGGAAGGGCUUCUCAACGGAGGCUCAACCGGCAAGGUGGACUGA
Molecule: messenger RNA, 2199 nt
Organism: Aspergillus mulundensis
Lineage: Eukaryota; Fungi; Ascomycota; Eurotiomycetes; Eurotiales; Aspergillaceae
Product: putative disulfide isomerase
Exons: 3
Coding region: 1-2199 (732 amino acids)
Cellular component (GO): endoplasmic reticulum
Molecular function (GO): protein disulfide isomerase activity
Source: RefSeq, a predicted model, not a curated record